UAUGAGAAAUGUACAAUGCGAAGUUGCAAACAAAAGAUUCUCUUUUGCUCCGUAUUUCUUCUCUUUAUCAGUGGUAAACGCCUGAAAGAUGUAUAUUCAAAGGAAGGAGAUGAAAUACAGAGCUCCGAAAUCAAACCCGUGGAAAAUGGUCAAAAUACUAAAAUCAAAGAAGAAAUGGAUGUUAAACAAAAACAAAAACAACAAAACAAAGUUCAACAACCCAGUGUCCCAGAUAAUGAGAAGUAUGAGAAAUGUUUGCUGCAACGAACAACAUUACUUAAAGAACUAAGAUUUCUGAACCGGACUGCUCGAAACUGUGAACUAAUUUUCUAAAAUUAAAUUCUAGUAAACCGGACUGAUCGAAACUGUUAGCUAAUUUUCUUAAAAUAAAUUCUAGUGAACCGGACUGCUCGAAACUGUGAACUAAUUUUCUAAAAUUAAAUUCUAGUGAACCGGACUGAUCGAAACUGUUAGCUAUUUUUCUUAAAAAUAAAU
Molecule: messenger RNA, 495 nt
Organism: Eurytemora carolleeae
Lineage: Eukaryota; Metazoa; Arthropoda; Copepoda; Calanoida; Temoridae
Exons: 5
Coding region: 16-333 (105 amino acids)
Source: RefSeq, a predicted model, not a curated record